AGGGGAGGGAGGGAGAGCAAAGAUGGCGGCGGCGAGUUAGAAAGCGGCGGACGGAGCGGCAGCGGCGGGAGAGACGGCGGAGGGCGAGCGGCGUCGCGGGCGCCCGGGGGACGGCCAGAAAAUGGUGGAACCAGGACAGGAUCUGUUGCUUGCUGCUUUGAGUGAGAGUGGAAUCAGUCCAAAUGAUCUGUUUGACAUCGAUUCUACAGAUGUGGGUCUUGCAACUCCAGCUGUUCAGCAGUCAGUACCACUUAGUGCAUUAGAACUGGGCUUGGAGAAUGAAGCAGCAGUUGCUGUUAAAGCAGAACCACAGACUACGUCUUCUCCAACUGUAUUAAACAUCAGGCAACCACCGUCUACCACCACCUUUGUAUUAAAUCAGAUAAACCAGCUCCCAACUUUGGGGACGACAAUAGUAAUGACAAAGACCACACCCGUCACCACUACUAGGCAGACGAUCACCGUAGCCAAGAUUAUACAGAGUAGCACCACCACCCGGCCGUCAGUUGCUGCACCAACAGUACGGAAUGCUCUGACUACUGCAACCUCCAAGGACCAGAUCCAACUGAAAGAUCUACUAAAAAAUAAUAGUCUUAAUGAAUUGAUGAAGCUGAAGCCGCCUCCAAACAUUGCUCAGCCAGUUGCAACGGCUGCAAAAAUAAUUGUAGUGUCUCCAAAGGUGGUAAACACCACCAAACCAGCUGAUCUCAGCAAUGGAGCUGUGAAAAAGGAGGCCCCAACGAAAGAAGUAGCAAGAAUAUGGAUAAAUGAUCUAAAAAUGAGGAGCUUUUCUCCUACGUCGAAAGUGCCAGUAACAAAAGAAGAUGACGAACCUGAAGAGGAAGAUGAAGAAGAAAUGGGCCAUGCAGAGACAUAUGCAGAAUACAUGCCAAUAAAAUUAAAAAUUGGUCUACGCCAUCCUGAUCCAGUGGUAGAAACCAGCUCACUUUCCAGUGUUACCCCUCCAGAAGUUUGGUAUAAGUCCUCAAUUCCUGAAGAGAGUAUUGACAGUGGCUGGUUGUCAGCAUUGCAACUGGAAGCUAUCACAUAUGCAGCCCAGCAACAUGAAACAUUCCUGCCUAAUGGAGACAGGGCUGGCUUCUUGAUAGGUGAUGGUGCUGGCGUAGGGAAAGGAAGGACCAUAGCUGGAAUCAUAUAUGAAAACUACCUCUUGGGUAGAAAGAGGGCAGUAUGGUUUAGUGUUUCAAAUGAUCUGAAAUAUGAUGCAGAAAGAGACUUGCGAGACAUUGGAGCAAAAAAUAUUUUGGUUCAUUCACUAAACAAGUUCAAAUAUGGAAAAAUUUCUUCAAAACAUAAUGGAAGUGUGAAGAAAGGUGUCAUAUUUGCAACGUACUCUUCUCUUAUUGGAGAAAGUCAGUCUGGUGGCAAAUAUAAAACUAGACUUAAGCAGCUACUUCACUGGUGUGGAGAUGACUUCGAUGGAGUUAUUGUAUUUGAUGAAUGUCACAAAGCUAAAAAUCUUUGUCCUGUUGGCUCUUCAAAACCAACCAAGACAGGCUUGGCUGUUUUAGAGCUGCAGAAUAAACUUCCAAAGGCCAGAGUUGUUUAUGCUAGUGCCACAGGUGCAUCUGAGCCUCGCAAUAUGGCAUAUAUGAACCGUCUUGGGAUAUGGGGUGAAGGAACCCCAUUUCGGGAGUUCAGUGACUUUAUUCAAGCUGUUGAAAGAAGAGGUGUGGGUGCCAUGGAAAUAGUUGCUAUGGAUAUGAAGCUAAGAGGAAUGUACAUAGCAAGGCAGCUGAGCUUUUCAGGUGUGACCUUCAAAAUCGAUGAAGUUCACCUUUCUCAGCACUAUGUAAAAAUGUAUAACAAAUCUGUGAAAUUGUGGGUUAGCGCCAGAGAGAAAUUCCAGCAAGCUGCUGACCUCAUUGAUGCUGAACAGCGAAUGAAGAAAUCAAUGUGGGGUCAGUUUUGGUCGGCUCAUCAGAGAUUCUUCAAAUAUCUCUGCAUAGCAUCAAAAGUUAAAAGGGUGGUGCAGCUGGCUCGGGAAGAGAUAAAGAACGGCAAGUGUGUUGUUAUUGGGCUGCAGUCCACUGGGGAAGCAAGAACAUUGGAAGCCCUGGAGGAAGGCGGCGGUGAACUGAAUGACUUUGUGUCCACAGCUAAAGGGGUGUUUCAGUCUCUCAUUGAGAAGCAUUUCCCAGCACCUGACCGAAAGAAGCUGUUCAGUUUACUGGGAAUAGAUUUGUCUGCUCAAAGUAAUAACAACUCGCCUAGGGACAGUCCUUGCAAGGAGGACAAAGUAAAGAAACGCAAAGGUGAAGAAAUAACCAGGGAAGCCAAGAAAGCCCGUAAAACUGGCGGAUUGGCAGGGAGCAGUUCUGAUGAAAGUUACAGCGAGUCAGACAUCUCGGACAACGAUGAAAGCGACAACGAGAGCUCCAAGUUUUUAAGCUCUGGGGAUGACGACGACUUCAAUCCAUUUAGGGAUGAGUCUAGCGAGGAUGAUGAAGAUGACCCCUGGUUAAUUAGAAAAGAGCACAAGAAAAACAAGGAGAAGAAGAAAAAGAAAAGCAUAGACCCAGAUUCUAUUCAGAGUGCCUUACUAGCGUCAGGUCUGGGAUCCAAACGACCAAGUUCUCUCUCUUCCACGGUUGUUACCUCAUCAACUACUAAUACAUCUGCCAAUAGUAAUUCAAACAGCUACAUCACCAGUCAGGAUGCUGUUGAAAGAGCUCAGCAGAUGAAAAAAGAACUGCUUGAUAAACUGGAAAAACUAUCCGAAGACCUUCCUCCUAACACGCUGGAUGAGCUUAUAGAUGAAUUGGGUGGUCCUGAAAAUGUGGCAGAGAUGACAGGUCGCAAAGGGAGAGUUGUGAGCAACGAUGAUGGCAGCAUCUCUUACGAAUCACGGUCUGAGCUUGAUGUGCCUGUGGAAAUCCUGAAUAUUACAGAGAAGCAGAGAUUCAUGGAUGGAGAUAAGAAUAUUGCCAUCAUCUCAGAAGCAGCCAGCUCGGGCAUUUCAUUACAAGCAGAUCGCCGAGCCAAAAACCAGAGGCGAAGGGUGCACAUGACCUUGGAGUUGCCAUGGAGUGCAGAUAGGGCAAUUCAGCAAUUUGGUCGAACCCACAGGUCAAAUCAAGUUACUGCCCCAGAGUACGUCUUCCUAAUUUCUGAGCUAGCAGGAGAGCAAAGGUUUGCCUCUAUUGUGGCCAAACGACUGGAAAGCUUGGGAGCUCUCACUCACGGAGAUAGGCGAGCAACAGAAACAAGAGACCUCAGCAGGUUCAACUUUGACAACAAGUAUGGACGAAAUGCAUUGGAAAUAGUAAUGAAGUCCAUUGUAAACUUGGAUUCUCCGUUAGUGUCUCCACCUCCUGAUUAUCCAGGAGAAUUUUUUAAAGAUGUUCGACAAGGAUUAAUAGGUGUCGGUCUAAUAAAUGUAGAAGAUAGGUCGGGGAUUCUAACACUUGAUAAAGAUUACAACAAUAUAGGGAAAUUCCUAAACCGGAUUCUGGGUAUGGAAGUGCAUCAGCAGAAUGCGCUGUUUCAGUACUUCUCAGACACACUUAAUGGAGUAAUACAGAAUGCUAAAAAGAACGGAAGAUACGACAUGGGCAUUUUAGAUCUAGGUUCAGGAGAUGAAAAAGUGAGGAAAGCAGAUGCUAAAAAGUUUCUAACACCAGGCUAUUCUACCUCGGGACACGUAGAAUUGUAUACUAUAAGCGUGGAGAGGGGGAUGUCUUGGGAAGAAGCGACUAAGAUUUGGGCUGAGCAGACUGGACCAGAAGAUGGGUUCUAUUUAUCAUUACAGAUACGAAAUAAUAAGAAAACGGCCAUCCUUGUGAAGGAGGUGAAUCCCAAAAAGAAGCUUUUUCUAAUACACAGACCAAAUACUGGGAAACAGCUCAAAUUGGAAACCUAUGCAGAAAUAAAGAAAAAAUACAAAAAGGUACCUUCUGAAGAUGCCUUGGCCCACUGGCUAGAGCAGUACACGUCGUCAGCAGACACUUGCACCCAUGCUUAUUGGAGAGGCAACUGCAAGAAAGCAGGACUAGGCCUGGUUUGCGAAGUGGGCUUGCGCUGUCGGACGUAUUAUGUCCUCUGUGGUUCAGUCCUAAGUGUCUGGACAAAGGUGGAAGGAGUUCUAGCCUCUGUGAGUGGCACUAAUGUCAAAAUGCAGAUUGUUCGCCUAAGGACAGAGGAUGGACAGAGGAUUGUAGGCUUGAUCAUUCCUGCCAAUUGCGUGUCUCCCCUUGUAAAUCUCCUGUCGACCUCCGACCAGUCUCAGCAGCUUGCGGUGCAGCAGCAGCAGAUCUGGCAGCAGCAUCACCCACAGAGCAUAACCAACUUCAACAACGCAUGAGGAAAAGAGUCUUUGGUAUUUGAAAAACGUUUGUAAAGGCAUAUUCACAUUUUAAAAAAUAUCAGGGACAGAUUCCAAAGAAAUAACUUUCAGUUCCAUCAUUCUCUUAGAACUGUGCAGAAGUGAAGAGGCACCUUGAAGGGUGAUCAAACUGAAAGCCAACCAUUGCUUUACAGAGGUCCAUGUGUCUUUUUUUUUAAUUAUUAUUCUCUGUGCUCUCUGUAGUGCUUCCUGGUUUUUUACAUUGUUUUUGUCCCACUCAAGCUACAAAUCACAGCUUUUAUUUUUGAAGAGGCUUGAAAGUUCCCAGCCAAGCUGUCCACCAUUCUCCUCGUCAUCCAGCGCUCAGGGUUUAAUGCAAGUACAUCGGUGCCAUUGCUGCGGGAAAGGUCCUCGGAUGCAUGUAUUUUCAGUUCGUGUAUAGACAAUGAAUAUACAAUGGCAGGGGAAGUAUGUGCGCGCGCAGAGGUCUCUAAUUACAAAAAUAAUACAUUUAUUUUUAAAAAAUAAGCAUGGAAAUCGAGAAGUUUUGCAAACCACAUGUUCAGAUUUGUUCCCCGUUUCUGUUUCGGCUGUGCAUGUCUUCUGAUUGGGCAUGAGCAGCGUCUUGCACCAGAUGUCAGCUGGGAGAGAGAGACAAUCUCGCAGUGGCAUUGAAGAGUUGCUUUUCGAUUCAAAUAGUGUCUGCCCAGCUAUUGGAUUUUUAUGCUUUUCUCCUUGAGGUUAUAUAUUUGAAUCUGCAGCUUGUUUUUUUGUGUGUGAACAAACAUCUUAAAUUUUUAAAAGUUCAUUUUUUAAUGUAUUAAUGGUGUUCCUAAUGUGUGCUGCAAGGAUGGCUUUUAAAAAGCCUAAUUUCUUUCUUUUUGUGGUUCCCCCCCCCCUCCUAAAACGUUUCCUUUCAUCCAGCCAGGUUUCUGGUAACUCAAGUGCAAAUUCACUUCCAUUUCACAUGACGAGUCCUAUUUUUAUGUUGGUUUUUUUUGUUACUGAGUACUUUACUUGAGCUGUAAAUUAGACAUGGGUGGGGGGAUGGGGCACGCAAGGGUUCCGAUGUAUGUGCUGUUUUUUUCUGUUGCCCCUGUAACUUGAAUACUGUUUAUGUUGUAAGACAUUGUAGAGUUUAUCCUGGAGCUGUUAAAAUUGUAAAUGUACAAAAUGUGAAUAGUCACUUAUCUAUAAUAUGGGUAAGUUUUGUUUUGCCUAUAAUAGUAGAUGUUUAUAAGAAAGUGAAGGACAAUGUUUGUCAUUUCUUGCUUGCACAGGUUGCACUAUUGAAAAUUUGAGAUUGUAUAAACCUGUCCACGAAACUGCAAGAUACCAAAAAUCUUGUAGGUGUCAAAUUAAAAAAUCCUAUUGUUCUAAC
Eublepharis macularius is the source of this 5687-nucleotide messenger RNA. It is a transcript of the gene SBNO1, whose product is annotated as strawberry notch homolog 1. The record is from RefSeq and is a predicted model, not a curated record. The coding region runs from base 122 to 4324 and encodes 1400 amino acids. Gene Ontology annotation, cellular component: nucleus. Gene Ontology annotation, biological process: regulation of DNA-templated transcription. Lineage: Eukaryota; Metazoa; Chordata; Lepidosauria; Squamata; Eublepharidae. Gene Ontology annotation, molecular function: histone binding; chromatin DNA binding. The transcript has 33 exons.